AUGGGAUCUGAAAUGAAUUUAAUAGGACAUCAUCAGCUAGCCACUGCUGAUGGAUUUCCUCUUGCUGAAGGUCCACAUUUGUUCGGUGUCCUUUCAGACCCAAUGAGUUCUCCAGUGCAAGAGGCAGACGUGUCACCUUAUGCACAGUACAACAAUGUGCCAUUUCCCCAAGUUCAGCCUCAGAUCUCAUCGCCACCUUAUUACUCCAACCUAGGCUUCUACCCUCCACAGCAUGAGGAAUGGUAUUCCCCUGGGAUGUAUGAACUCAGGAGGUUACCCUCAGAGACCUUUUUCACAAGGGAGACAGAGAUAAUGGAUAUUCCUGCAGCCAAAAAGCCUAGACUGGGUCACUCCACAGGAAGAGUGAAAGGAGAAGAACUCUGUGUGGUCUGCGGUGACAAAGCCUCUGGCUAUCACUAUAAUGCCCUUACUUGUGAAGGAUGCAAAGGAUUCUUCAGAAGAAGCAUCACAAAAAAUGCAGUAUACAAGUGUAAAAAUGGAGGCAACUGUGAGAUGGACAUGUACAUGAGGAGAAAAUGCCAGGAGUGCCGUCUGAGGAAAUGCAAGCAGAUGGGCAUGUUGGCUGAAUGUAUGUAUACAGGUCUCUUAACAGAGAUACAGUGCAAGUCAAAGAGGCUACGGAAAAAUGUGAAGCAGCCCCCAGAUCAGACAGUCAAUGACGACAACGAAGGCCAUGAUGUAAAACAAGUCACUUCUACAACUAAAACAUAUAGGGAGAAGGUAGAACUUACCCCAGAACAGCAGAAACUUCUUGAUUAUAUUAUAGAUUCAUACAGUAAACAACAAAUACCCCAGGAGGUGUCAAAAAAGCUAUUGAAUGAGGAAUUCAGCGCUGAAGGAAAUUUUCUGAUUUUAACAGAAAUGGCGACAAGUCAUGUGCAGGUUCUUGUGGAAUUCACUAAAAAGCUACCAGGCUUCCAAACCCUUGAUCAUGAAGACCAGAUUGCUUUGCUGAAGGGCUCAGCAGUAGAAGCCAUGUUCCUCCGUUCAGCUGAGAUUUUCAGCAAGAAACUUCCUACGGGACACACUGUCCUUUUAGAAGAAAGAAUUCGCAAUAGUGGUAUCUCAGAUGAAUUCAUAACUCCCAUGUUUAAUUUUUAUAAGAGCAUUGGAGAGCUGAAGAUGACACAGGAAGAAUAUGCACUGCUCACAGCCAUAGUUAUCCUGUCUCCAGAUCGACAAUACAUAAAGGACAGAGAUUCUGUGGAAAGGCUUCAAGAACCACUGCUCGAUAUUUUACAAAAAGUCUGCAAACUUCACCACCCAGAUAACCCUCAACAUUUUGCAUGUCUUCUGGGUCGUCUCACAGAAUUACGGACAUUUAACCAUCAUCACGCAGAGAUGCUGAUGUCAUGGAGAGUGAAUGACCACAAAUUCACACCUCUUCUCUGUGAGAUCUGGGAUGUGCAGUGA
This is a messenger RNA of Cinclus cinclus, 1434 nucleotides long. RefSeq names its product nuclear receptor subfamily 1 group H member 4 (gene NR1H4). The transcript has 9 exons. Gene Ontology annotation, biological process: cell differentiation; bile acid signaling pathway; negative regulation of inflammatory response. The record is from RefSeq and is a predicted model, not a curated record. Bases 1 to 1434 code for a protein of 477 amino acids. Lineage: Eukaryota; Metazoa; Chordata; Aves; Passeriformes; Cinclidae. Gene Ontology annotation, molecular function: zinc ion binding; RNA polymerase II cis-regulatory region sequence-specific DNA binding; nuclear receptor activity.